This is a messenger RNA of Penicillium canescens, 2025 nucleotides long. RefSeq names its product fungal specific transcription factor domain-containing protein. Gene Ontology annotation, molecular function: zinc ion binding; DNA binding. Gene Ontology annotation, biological process: DNA-templated transcription. Lineage: Eukaryota; Fungi; Ascomycota; Eurotiomycetes; Eurotiales; Aspergillaceae. The record is from RefSeq and is a predicted model, not a curated record. The transcript is spliced from 7 exons. The coding region runs from base 1 to 2025 and encodes 674 amino acids.
AUGCUAACGAGCUUCCGUGGCAGACCUGCACUACAAUCUUCGUCCCAACAUCUUGGUCCGGCGUCUUCGCCGUCCAAUGGUAGUACCGCGGUACGGAGUGCUCCCGUGGAAGGUGGCGGCUUUCCACUCGACCCCGAGCGUCUCGUUGCGUCGAAGGGUCUAUCUGUGCGGAGCGGCUGUAGGCCCACGGCACCAUUGAUUGGUGAGAAUGGAGUUGGCGCUGACACACCUUAUCAUCCGUUCAACGAGCAUUUUAGCCAUCACAGUGGAGUAGGUGACACGGUCAUGUCGCAGAUAGAUGGAGAUGUGGCGGAUAACUGCUAUUCCCCGUUAUAUGGUGAGAAUCAGAUAUCCUUCGAGGGGUACAUGAGUGAUCCCCGCGGCGUUGGUCUGGUGGUUGAUAUCUGUGAACCGGAGCCAAGGGAAAAGAGCGGCCACUUCCUCGUCCCAUGUAUUGGUCCAACUCACAUAGACCGGGAAACUAUCGAUUACUUGCGCCUUAAGGGUGUGUUCAACUUGCCCGCUCCUGCUGUCUGCGAGAUGAUCAUGCGGACGUAUUUCUACUAUGUGCAUCCCUUUUUCCCAGUCAUCGAUGCUCGUUCAUUCCUUGACAUGUUCGAAAAUGCACGCGACAAACUGAGCAUCCAUCUUUUGUGGAGCAUGUUUCUAGCUGCUGCUAAUUUCGCAGACGAUAUCACCCUAAAAGCAGCCAACUUCCCGUCUCGAAAAGAGAUGAAACGUGCAAUGUAUAUCCGAGCUAAGGUCGCUCUUUAUGACGCGGAAUAUGAGAGAAGGAAGAUCACUUUAAUACAGGCGGUACUCUUAAUGGGCUUCUGGUACUCGGACACUGAAGACAGAACCGGACCUUGGCACUGGAAUGGCGUUGCCAUCGGUCUCUGCCAAACGAUUGGGCUGUACCGGCAGCCAGACACCGUUCGAAAACACAGUAAAGCCAUACCGAUGAACGACAGCAGAGUCUGGCGGCAGAUCUGGUGGAGCUGCUUCUACCGUGAAGCGUGGUUCUCUGCCGGCAUGGGCAGGCCUAUGCGCAUCAACCUAUCCGACUGCAGUACCCCGAUGCCAGACGCCAAGGAUUCCGCUAACUUGCUUGCGGAGGUUCCGGAGAGUAUUCAAAGGAAGUACCUUCCUAAAGGCACUGAGGACUUGUCCAGAUUGUGGACAGAGCUAUUGGUCCUUACGGUCUCUUUAGCGAAGAUUCUCUCUUGGCAAAACCGCGCGGAGCGGACGUGGCCCAGUAGGACUGAAAUACGACACAUGGACGAUAACAUGCGACUAUAUUAUUUCCGAAAAGACGACGUCAUAACUCACAGACAAUGUCAUGUCGUCUCCUUACACGCCUACCAUCUAGAGCUGUAUCUAGAGUCUGUUAUGCUGGUCCUAUACCGGCCAUUCCUCUUUGAGAAGCCAGAAGUGAAUUCGCCUGAUGACUCUGCGAACGAAUGGAGAUCAAGUGUAGAGCGGAGGACGAAAGACUCCGCGACGAGCACCAACAGGAUCCUCGGCAAUAUGAUCGCUGCUGAUAUGAUCAAUAGCGCUCAAGCGAUGAUCUGCAUUGCUUUGGUUCCCACAUUACAAAUCCAUCUCCUUGAAUCUACGUCGGAAAAACCGUUGGUUCAGCGUAUGGGCAACCACAACCUCGAAUUUUGCAUGAUCGUUAUUGAAGAGCUCAAAACGGUAUACUUCGGCGCUGAAAUACUUUCCAGAAUGUUCACCAAGGCAAAAAGACAAAUUUACAAUCAGAGGCUGGCUCCCGCCACGGCUCCUAGAGAGAAUGCGCCCGAGUCCUCGCGUGAUUCCACUAUUAGUAUUGUUUCAGAUGUGGUAGAGGAUGAACUCCAGGACGAUGUGGAGAUAUUUGAUGCCUUUUCGGCGACGUGGAAUCCCUUCGCGCCAAUUACAGCUAGCGGAUUGUUCGACAAUGACGAGCUAUUGGGUUUCGAAUCCGACAUCACGCUCGGGCAACUAAUGUUCCCUGAGUCUGAAGCCUCUGCAGUUACACGUUAG